AUGAGGCGGUGGCCCACGCGAUCUGCGCCUGCAGAUGGCCCCAUUUUUAAAUCUAGUGCCGCAUCCCUGGACGAGCUGGCGUCGCAGCGAAGAGUGCCACGCGAGCUCCAGCUGUCUGGCUUCUCGGCCCACGCCUGCUUGGCACGUGGCUUGAACAUGCCGUUUCCAGACAGCGUCCGCGCCUGGUCGGGCAGCUCCCUCGUCUCUCCUCUUUCCUCCUCUGCAUGCCACCAGCAUACAUGCCAGAUUGUCUCCGUGGUCCACGGCCCGUCCGGCUCAGAAAAGCCGCCUCCAUGUCGCCGAAUGACCCAGAGGCGGGCGGUUGUUGAUUAUGGCGUCCGCGCUGCGACCUCUGCCAGGUAG
Messenger RNA from Prorocentrum cordatum, 363 nucleotides. The record is from the annotation of a GenBank genome assembly. Lineage: Eukaryota; Dinophyceae; Prorocentrales; Prorocentraceae.